AUGACGUCGUAUGACAAAAUUAUGGCUGCAACAGAUCCUAAGACACACAAGUUUUUGGGUCGAAAUGUGCGUCCUUUCGACUCUGCUGAAUGGGAGCGUCGUCGUGAAGAGAUCGUGCUUACGGGGUCGUACGCCAAAUUUGCUCAAAACCAUGACAUGAAACAUCAUCUACUGGAGACGGGUACCCGCCUCCUUGCAGAAGCCAGCCCCUUCGAUCGUGUUUGGGGUAUCGGCAUGUCUGCAUGCUUUCCAGAUGCUAGCGAUUCAUCCAAGUGGGCGGCUAGCGGUAAAAAGUUGUUGGGAAAAGCUUUGAUGGAAGUUCGGCGCCUUUUGCGUGAUCAUUCCCUGUCUGGCAAAGCUUUCCCCGCUUCCAAUUCUCCCACGCCCCCCAUUUCGCAGCCUCCUCUCCAUGGACAUCGACGCAUUCAUGAGGUUGCUACUGCUACAGGUUCUUCGCUACGGAAGGACCCGGGCGAAGACCCAGCUUGUCUACGUUUGGACGCUCCGGGGGACCAUGCUCCUGGCGUUCAUCUGGUGGCAUCGACCUCCGCUUGUGCAGACCAGCCUCCUCUUCUCGAACAUGGGCCCGAUCUGGUCGGCGGCACGCUCCUGUUGGACUCGGACUCAUACACCACCCGGGUCCUGCUGCAUGGAGGACCUACAGCCACUUCUCAACUCGCGCGAGUGGCGCUUCUGAACUCUGGGUCUCCUGUAUCCUUCGUUUCCGACUCCGUGGUCACCGCCAUGAUAGCUGCCGGAUCCUUGACAGCUGGCAGCGUUCGUGUUUCGCCCUCUCGUCGUUGGGGUGGGUUUGGUGAU
Molecule: messenger RNA, 819 nt
Organism: Ectocarpus sp. CCAP 1310/34
Lineage: Eukaryota; Phaeophyceae; Ectocarpales; Ectocarpaceae
Source: the annotation of a GenBank genome assembly